AUGAGUACUAUACCAUUUGAUCAACAAUACUUUGUGGAAAAGGAUAGAAAUAAUAAAUAUGAAUGGUUAGUAUUUGUCUUGACGGUGAUUACGUUGGGGAUACAUGGUUUAUUAUUCCAUUAUAUACCUAUGUACUUGAAAAGAAAAGGUCCUGAUAGAAAUAAUAGAUAUUUCAAGUUUGUAAGGCAGUGGGAACUAUGGACAAGUUGUGUAAAUUUCAAAGGAUUUUAUUUUCAACCUAGCUUGGUUUUACUAGGGAUAAUAUUUUGUGGGAUUAAUGUUGCAUUUUGUUUUGUAGGAACCAAGGAUUUAGAUUAUCAAGUAAGAUAUUAUAUUAUAUCCAAGAGAAUUUCCAAAGUUGCUAUGGGUAGUAUGCCAAUAUUAUUAUUUUCAGUUAUCAAAAAUGAUGUUUUAACUAGAUUAUCAGGUCUACAAUAUGAUAGAAUUGAAUUUUUACAUAAAUGGUUAAGUAGAUGGAUGUGGGUAAUGAUUACAGUACAUUUAUCAGUGGCAUGUUAUUAUUGGUUAAGUUUAAAUUUUUUAAUUAUGAUUAUUAUCCCACCACAAAUUUUUGGUUUUAUGGCUUACGGUAGUUUUACAUUAUUAAAUUGGGUUAGUUUAAAAUUUAUAAGAGAAUGGGCUUAUGAUUUUUUUCUAGUUCAACAUAGAGUAUUUGCUUUCAUAAUGUUAUUUAUGAGUUUUAUUCAUAAUGCUGGUAAUAGAGCAGCUGUUUUAAUUGCAGUUCAUGGUUUAGUUAUAGAUAGAGUUUUUGCAAAAAUAAUGGCUUAUAUACAUGCUAAAAAGUCACCAACAAAGGGGAAAUCUACAUUUGAAUUAUUGGAUAAAGAUACAAUAUUGAUAACUAUUCCAGUUGAUACUUGUAAUUCAAAAUGGUAUAAUAAAUAUUCAAAAUGGAAAGCAGGUCAACAUAUUUAUUUGAAUGUUUCAAAAGUCAAAUAUUUUCAAUAUCAUCCAUUUACAAUAUCAUCAUUAGCUGAAACGGGGGAGAUGAAAAUACUAAUGAGAGUUCAGAAAGGUUUUACUAAAAAAUUGUAUAAUCAUUUAUCACAAGUUGAUGAUACAGUUACAAUGAAAGUACAUUUUCAUGGUCCAUAUGGUGCAGUUCAUCAGCCAUUUUUAUCAUUUGACGCUAUUUGUUUCUUUGGUGCUGGUAGUGGAGGUGCAUUUACGUUUCCAGUAUGUUUAGAUUUAGUUAAACAAAUUGAACAAAGAGAAAAACAACAAGAUUAUUUAUUCAGAUCAAGGUUUCCUUAUAUAAAAUUAGUAUGGGUUAUAAGGCAUAAAGAAAAUAUGAUAUGGUUUAAACAUAUACUAGAUGAAUUAAUAAAAUAUGAUGUUGAUAUAGAAAUUUACGUUACACAAGAUCCGGAGGAAAUUGAUAGCGAAAAAUCUAGUUUAGAGAAAAACACGAUUUCAGUUAAGUCUAUAUGCAGUAUAAAUUAUGGUAGACCACCAAUUGAAGAUACAAUACAGAAUUUAAAUCAAAAAUCAAUAGCAAUAGCAUCUUGUGGACCAAAACUAUUCACAAAUGCAGUGAAAACUUAUUGUCAAAAAGCUAGAAAAAGUAAGAAAAAUAGUGAUAUAUAUUGUUAUACGGAAAGUUUUUAA
Insectozyma verbasci is the source of this 1629-nucleotide messenger RNA. The record is from the annotation of a GenBank genome assembly. Lineage: Eukaryota; Fungi; Ascomycota; Pichiomycetes; Serinales; Debaryomycetaceae.